Pseudomassariella vexata is the source of this 1176-nucleotide messenger RNA. RefSeq lists its product as uncharacterized. Gene Ontology annotation, cellular component: mitochondrion. The coding region runs from base 1 to 1176 and encodes 391 amino acids. The transcript has a single exon. Gene Ontology annotation, biological process: mitochondrial proton-transporting ATP synthase complex assembly. The record is from RefSeq and is a predicted model, not a curated record. NCBI's taxonomy places the organism in Eukaryota, Fungi, Ascomycota, Sordariomycetes, Amphisphaeriales, Pseudomassariaceae.
AUGAAGCCACCAACACGAAUCGUCCUGGGCCUAACGCCCUCGAGGGUCCGUUCGUUCCCGUCCACAUGCCAGCUGCCUCGAAUACAACCCAUCCACACCACCCGCCCAGCAGCCGCAACCAUAUCGCCCAUCCACGGCACCGGCCCGGCCCCGGAGCCCCCGACCCCCAGCGCCGACGAUGCAACAGUCCGCCUCGAGCGCCGCAAACGCCAGGCCAUUCUCCUUGAGCGAGCGCAAGAUAUCCGCAGCGCGCAAAAUGCGCAUAAUUCGAGAUCAAAACCUUCCCCAGGAGGUGUCGCAGCACCGCCCCCACUGCGCAAGCGCUUCUGGAAAGAUGUUCAUCUGAAGGAGGUAAACGGCGCGUGGGAAGUUCACCUCGACACGCGGCCCUUACGGCACCCCACAACGAAAGCCAUUGUUCGCCUGCCGCUCAGCAAGCCGCUUCUCGCGCAUGCGCUAGCGCUCGAGUGGGAUGCUCUCGUGUCGGCCAGGCAAGCGACCAUGCAGCACUUGAUCCCGUUAACAAGCCUCGUGUGCCGGGCGCUAGACAUCGCCACGGAUGACCUGGAUAUGUCUGCUCGGGGCAGCGCGCAGGAGAGCUUGAGAAAGGGAAUCGCGAAGACGGUCAUGCGGUACCUGGACACGGACUCGUUGUUGUGCUGGGCACCGCCGCCACCGGAGAUUGAGAGGGAGGAGGGGAAGGAGACGUUGAGGGAUGUGCAGAGGCGGACGGCGGAGGAGGUGAUUGGGUUUUUGACGAGGAGAGUGUGGUCGGGGGUCAAGAUUGUGCCUGUGCUUGAUGGGGAGACUUUGAUGCCGAGGGCGCAGGAUGAGACGACGAGAUUGGUGAUUGAGCAGUGGGUUCUGGGCCUCAGUUCUUGGGAGUUGGCGGCGUUGGAGAGGGGGGUGUUGGCCGGCAAGGGGCUGUUGGGGGCGGUGAGGCUGGUGGUGGAGUGGAGUGAGGGAUUCGUGGGGACGGGGGUUGAUGAUGCGACGUCUGGAGAAGGGCAGCACGAGUUUGGAGUUGAAGAGGCGGCCAAGGCGGCGAGUUUGGAGGUUGAUUGGCAGACGCGGAAAUGGGGCGAGGUGGAGGAUACGCACGAUGUUGAGAAGGAAGACCUGAGACGGCAAUUCGGCAGUGUGGUGUUGCUGGUUUCUGGCACUGGAAGGAAGUAA